ACCACCACCACCACCACCAUCAGCAGGAGGCGCAGAGCCUGCUGCUCCGGAACUAUUCUCAUCUGUCUUGCCGAUCAGUCUGGCUAGCUCGGCUGCAGCUGGCCAGAACUGAAAGAUUUGUUCUUUUUUUAUACGUGGCAAAGAACUGCUUGUUCGAACUGUAAAUGUGUAAUCAUGGCACGUUUGGCUAUUUGUUGGGCUGGCUGCCUCUUGUUAGCACUUCUGUGCACGACAGGAUAUUGCCAAGCUGAAGUAGUGGAAAUCACGGACAGUAAUCUCCAAAUGCUCCACGAGGGCGAAUGGAUGAUCAAAUUUCAUGCACCAUGGUGCCCGGCAUGCCAGCAGUUUGCAGCACCGUGGAUAUCAUUGGCCAGAGAACUCAAGGAGACCCACCCCCACGUGCGAUUCGCCAAUGUGGACGUGACUGAACAGCCCAUUCUCAGCGGUCGGUUUUUAAUUCAGCAUCUCCCAACCUUGUAUCAUGUCAAGGAUAAUGCGUUCAGGAAGUAUGAUGGCAAGAGAUCGGAGGAAGAUAUUGAGGUCUACAUCAAGGACGAACUCUGGAAGAAUUCUGAGCCUCUGCCAUGGUUCACUUCUCCAAUGGGACCAUCUGGCAUGAUCCUUGGGUAUGCAAUGGUCAGUGGCAACCACCUCCAGCAAUACUAUAACCACUUGACUGAAAAGCAACAGAUCCCACCGUGGCUGGUAAUUGCGUGUGGAGUAAUGACUGUCAUCACGUCUGGUGUUCUGCUUGGGCUGGUAUUGCUCUUCUGCAUCAACAUGUUCAACAGUGUGGUUAUGCCCGCACCACCAGUGCCAGUGCCACAGCAGGCAACCCAACCGGUAGGGCCGGACCCAACGUUUGGCUCUACUGGAGAGAAUGACGAGCCUGAUCGCAAGAAGGGUGUGAAAGCUUCCCCCAAGCCAUCUCCAAAGCCCUCUCCACAACCCUCUGCAGGAGUUGCCAAGGACAGCUCUCUGACAACAUCUCCCAAGCAGAGAAAGGGCAAGAAGCUGAAGGCGUCCACUGACUGAAGACGGAUCAAUUUGCCGAUGUGUGGCCCAGACUAUUGACUAAGAUUAGUCUUGACUUGUUCUCACUGCUUUCUGCUAGCACAACGUAUGCAUAAAUGUGCUGUCAGGCAAUGUGACAUCACACUCGCUGAGUGCAUUCUCUGUUUCUCCUUUUGCCUGCUGUAAAAAGUAAGCUUCUCUGCAGUCUUAUGACCCAUCUGUAUAUUGUUAGAAUCGGUGACCAUGUCAAUGACUUGUUUAGUCUUAGAGCAGUUCAGCGCUUCGUGUAAACAGCUGUUAUGAUUGAUCAUUAUCACCACGCAAGCAUACCCUGCAUUGAAGUCUUGUUUCCAUGCUGAGGUAGCUACAAUAUUUCAAGAACUGACCGCUAGCGCAUGCCAAUGUGCUUGUUAAGCUGUCUAGCUGCACUCCCUGGAGAAGCCCGAUUAUCAGUCAUGUUGCCGACAUGCGCUUAGGUUACUGCUGGUUCUGUGAGUGUGACUGAUGACAGUGAUGUGCCAUGUGAUACAGGCUAGGUGUGCACUUCCAGUUACGUUGUUUGUCUCGCUGUUUGUCUUUUGAAUGCUGGUCUGGUCUUUUUAUAAUAAUAUUUUAUUCGUAUUGGUGUUCAUGACCAGACGGCCAUUAUGUGCAACCAAGAGUACAUAACCUCCAA
Messenger RNA from Sycon ciliatum, 1690 nucleotides. RefSeq names its product thioredoxin-related transmembrane protein 1-like. The record is from RefSeq and is a predicted model, not a curated record. Gene Ontology annotation, molecular function: disulfide oxidoreductase activity. Gene Ontology annotation, cellular component: endomembrane system. NCBI's taxonomy places the organism in Eukaryota, Metazoa, Porifera, Calcarea, Leucosolenida, Sycettidae.